AUGAUCGACCUGACAGUCCGUUGCCCUGAACAACGGGCGGUGAGUAACUUGUCAACAUCCACGUUUAGUUGUCUCGGAUUGCAAUUGAAGCCGAGUCCUCAUCACAUUCCUGUGAACCCGCAGUCUUUCAUGGCGCGGCUGAAUGACGACAAUUCAGACGCGGCAGUCGAGUCCACGGAGAUACUAAGCCCACAACCAUUCCACCCCCAAACCAAAGACUUCCUGGUCUCCCUCGAGCCCGGCCAAUUAUACAAUACCCAAAUGCCCUCUCACGAAUAUGAAUAUAAUUCCUCAUCGUCUUCCGCCCGCCACUCUACCAGCGACGUUUUCGGCCGUGAAAUGGACGAAGAACUAGACCAGCUCAAAUCGAGGGCAUCCAGCCGUUCGUCGGUAUCCUCGAUCCCUGCGUCGGUCCUGAUUCACCCCGUUGAAAAAAUGAAACAAAUGCCCGAUAUGGACGUCCACGAGAAAAUCGCCGGAUAUAGAGCUGAAGAAUCCGAAGCCAACUUCGGCGACUUCAGCGAAGUGCCCACAGCGAACCGCACGAUUCGCCAGCGCGAAGCUGUCUUCCGCAAGCCGAGCUCAGUGCGAGCACUUCAGAUGCACACGGAAGACGAAGCAGAUGAAGACGAUUAUUUGACUCCCCCACGUCGACGGGCGGGUAUUCGCUCCCCUGGCUCGGCCCCAGCGAAGCGGUCGCCCUAUUACUCGCCAAAGGCCCAGAGACAACCAACACCGAAAAGGGAGGCACCGCUUGUGCUGCUACACUGCACGCUUUUGCCGCCUUCCAUUCCGGUUCCUGGGGCUGCGGAACCCAGAAACCAGGACAUCCUUGAAGACGAGUUGCCGGCGGAAUAUUGGAAGCGCUGGCGUCGGUUGCAGGACCGUGUUGGAUCGGGGGUGCUUCGUGAUCGGGGAGUGUUGAUCUCUCACCCGGAGGAUCUAUAUGAUAUGCUUGAAGAGCGACUGCUGGAGAGUCUGGAGCUUCAGCGACCGCGUCUUCAGAACGGACAUUUUGUCGGACGGGAAGACCAGGACGAUUCCGGCGAUGAUUUCUCGGAUAUUGACGAGAGCGAGACGGAUGGGGAGCAGGGAGAAGAAUGUCCAGACUGCGGAAACCAUGUGCGACAUAGCGACAGUAAUCGCAAAUGGGAGAUUCGGGUAUUCGCAGCGAACGGGUUGAUGCGCGCCGGGGCAUGGGCAGCUGCGUGGCGAGAUAUGGAGAAGGUUGAUGUCGAAGUUGGACUCUGGCUGCCUUCUGAUGUGCGUCGUGGAUUGGAAAGAAGAUUCGCAGAGGAGCAGAUGGCUCUUGUGGAACGAGAUCAGGCCCAGUCCCCCGCAAUGCAGAUGCUGCCUAUAUCAUCGCUGGUUGAUCGCGAGAACCAGAUUCUGCCUGAAAUCCUGCAAUCACCUCGACGGAGUCAUGUGCGUAUGGUCAGUGAUGUCGGCUCCUUCCAAUCUCGCAGCGUUAUGCCGUCGCGCGAGAGUAUCUCUGGGCCUUCUGUUGAACCAGACCACCAUGUCCAAAGCCAAAGAGUCGAGCGCAACCAUGAAGUUGCCCUUUCAACCCUCUGCGCAAAUUACAUCCGGGUCCUGGCCGCUGAUCGCCGCAACAUAGCACUUGUUCUUCUGAGCAUGCUUGUUGCGUUUCUUGCCUUUGGAUAUGGUCAACGGCAGCCAUUCUCUCCAGAGGUACAAUCUUACCAGCCCGUCUCAUACGACACGCCUUUGCCUUCUAUUAUGCCCAGCCUGAGCGUCGCUUCGGCUUCUUGGUCUCCCUCGCCGACUGCUGAACCCGUCACCUCCGCCGAGGAUGUUGACCCAGCGCCUUCAGCAGAGAUAGGAACAGAAGCGCAAGCGACCCAUGAUGGGCCGCUCAAUUUGCUCAAGGAUGUUGAACCUGCGGCUGUGGAAUCCGAGAAGUUUGUGGAGACUUCGCCACCGCUCGAGGUGCUGGAGACCUCCCAGUCCGAGGAUAUCAUCGAGGAAGAUCCACAUGACUCGACAGUGGUCGACUCUCGCCCAGAAGAUGGAGAAACUGAGAAUCAGGAGCACCUCGAUGACUUGGAUGAGUCUGACGAACGCGAACCUUCCGAUUCAAACGGGCCGUCUGGGCCUCACUCUGCCGGAAUUGAUGAAGACUCGGACCUCCGGCACACGCCCGAGGCUUCCAGUUUGUCUGUGGAGCCUACGGAUACGUCGGUGAUUGUUGAAACAGAAGAAACACCCCAUGCUGAGCCUGACUUGGGUGCAGCGGAGGGUUCCGCUGAGGCCGAGGAGGCCGAGGAUGAGGCCGAAGAAUUUGACGAGGACGCUGAAGAGGAGGAGUUUGAAGCCCAAGAAACGGAUUAA
Molecule: messenger RNA, 2352 nt
Organism: Penicillium salamii
Lineage: Eukaryota; Fungi; Ascomycota; Eurotiomycetes; Eurotiales; Aspergillaceae
Source: the annotation of a GenBank genome assembly